UGUAAAGAAGCACGCAUGAAAAUGUAUAAACCGACGUAUUUUUAUCAAUAUUUAACAACUGUUACCGCACUAUUAACGAUUCUAACAGGUGGCAUGCAUUAUGCGUGGCCAUCACCAUCACUUCCACAAUUAACUUCCAACAAUUCGAGUUUUCUUCAAAUUACAAAUGAUGAAGGGUCUUGGAUUAUUAUAAUGGAGUUAAUUUCUCCAAUACCGUCGUGUUUUCUCGGUGCUUUUAUUAUUGAUUUAAUUGGACGAAAAAACUCAAUUUUGUUAUCUGCCAUUCCGUAUUUUUUGGCAUGGCUAAUGAUUGCUUUUGCCAACUCUGCACUGAUGUUGGGUGCAGCAAGACUCCUAGCUGGGGUAUCAGAUGGUAUUGCUUUCACUGCUAUACCAAUAUUCAUUGCUGAAAUUGCUGAAGCAAAUAUGAGGGGGUUGCUAGCAGCGGGAAUAUCAGUCUCGUGGAUCUCUGGAAUGUUGUUUAUCAACGUGGUAGGAGCAUAUUUGAGUAUUUCAACGACGGCUUUAAUCUGCUCAGUGUUUCCAAUUCUGCUUCUUCUGACGUUUAUUUGGAUGCCUGAAAGUCCAUACCACUUGAUAAUGAAGCACGAUAUAGAGAAAGCAAGGGUCGCUUUGCGGAAAUUUAAAGGAAGAAGCGACGUCGAGGAUGAACUAACAAGACUCCAAGAAGCUGUCAAAAAUCAGAAUCAGAAGAACGCAAGUGUUUGGGAUUUAUUCAGAAAGAGGAACAACCAGGAGGCUUUAGGAAUCGUGGCGAUUGUUCGAAAUUCGCAACAGAUGAGUGGUGUGGCUGCUAUAAGUUUCUAUACCUUGUCAAUUUUCAAUGAAGCGGGUGAUUUUAUAUCACCAUUUACUGCGACUGUAAUUUACGUGACCAUUCAGUGUGUCAUGACUGCUGUAUGUUCGAUACUAAUCGAUAAAACCGGUCGAAGGCCUCUAUUGAUUGCUUCUUUGAUCGGUUCAGCAAUCUCCCUUUUUGUUCUAGGGACUUAUUUCUACAUCAAAGACUUUACCAACAUUGAUAUUAGUUCUUUUAAUUUUGUACCACUUGUAGCACUGUUAGGAUAUGUAAUUAUUUUCAAUAUCGGUGCCCAACCGAUCCCGCUACUUAUCCAAGGGGAGCUUUUCCCCACAAAUGUUAAAGCUUUAGCGUCCUGCUUUUCGGAAGUGUAUUUUUGUAUCAUAGCUUCUCUGGUCUCUAAACUAUUUCAAACUUUACGAGACUCGUUCGGGAUGUAUUUACCUUUUUAUGGAUUUGCGUUUUGUUCAGCUGUUAAUUUAGUUUUUGUUAUAUUUUUUGUACCUGAAACAAAGGGAAAAACUUUGGAAGAAAUUCAAGCUGCUCUAGGGGUAAAAAAGACAAAAACGGGAUUUUAAACUCGUGACAGAACAGCAGUAAUAAACCAUAGUGAUUAUAUCGAGUGAACAAAUAAAUUUAGGGUCGAAGUCUACUCUGCCAAACAAAUUCGAGUUUGUUUGAUUUUAAAAAUUUGUGCUGUUACCAUUUGUCAAACAAAAAAUAAUUAAAAUUAAUCAAUAAAAACUUUGAUUUUAUAAGUUUUUGAAUUAUAUGCGAAUAAAACACAGCUUGUGACAAUUUAUCUUUGAAAAAGGUCUUUUGGUACUUGUCAGAAUUUAUUUGAGUUUCAAAAAUAGUGACAGUACAUAAUUUUUUUUUCAAGCAGACUUGAAUUUUGUUUUUCAAAGUCGACUUGACUCCAAAUUUAUAUUUCAUCGUACGAUAUAAAAUUAAUAUACUCUUUGUGCUUUCUCUUAAAAUUGUGAUUAGUAUUAUUAUUCUGUAACAGAAUGGCGUUUGGAACCGCAAUUUUAAUAGAGCACCUCAAGGUUGUUAAUACAGAUGUAUCUACUUUUUUAACGUUCGGCUUUUAGAGGAUAGUGGGUAUAAAUACUCAAAAUGAAAGAAUCUUGAAAAUUGAUGAUAUGUAGUACCUACUAAGUAAAACACUUUUUUUAUCAAACGCUUAAGUUUUGUUAAAAUGAAAGGAUAGAGAAAGAUAGAGAAAACAUAAAAAAAAUAAAAUGAACUAGCAGACUGAUAACAAGUAGUUUAAUCUUUUUAUUUUUGUAAAUUAAAGAACAAAGAAAUAACAAAAUUAAAAUAACAUUAUGUAGGUAUCUAUUUUUAAAUUAAGGCAAAUAAGUACUCGUAUCUAAGGAUAUCAAAUAUUAUUAAAUUACAGGUCUUAUAUUUAAAAAAUAUGAUUGAAAUACGCUCAUGGUCACAUUUUCAAUUGCCUAGUAUUGACCUAUUGAA
Molecule: messenger RNA, 2299 nt
Organism: Tribolium madens (black flour beetle)
Lineage: Eukaryota; Metazoa; Arthropoda; Insecta; Coleoptera; Tenebrionidae
Product: facilitated trehalose transporter Tret1-like
Exons: 2
Coding region: 16-1398 (460 amino acids)
Biological process (GO): carbohydrate transport; transmembrane transport
Cellular component (GO): membrane
Molecular function (GO): sugar transmembrane transporter activity
Source: RefSeq, a predicted model, not a curated record